This is a messenger RNA of Caenorhabditis elegans, 3067 nucleotides long. RefSeq names its product Ubiquitin-like protease 2 (gene ulp-2). The transcript is spliced from 15 exons. NCBI's taxonomy places the organism in Eukaryota, Metazoa, Nematoda, Chromadorea, Rhabditida, Rhabditidae. Gene Ontology annotation, cellular component: nucleus; cytosol. The coding region runs from base 26 to 2707 and encodes 893 amino acids. Gene Ontology annotation, molecular function: cysteine-type peptidase activity. Gene Ontology annotation, biological process: protein desumoylation; proteolysis. The record is from RefSeq and is marked reviewed.
CUUUUCUUUGUGGCCUAAAAUCAAAAUGAGUGAUUCAACUCAAAUGGAGGCCAAUGCUGCUAUUAAUGAAAUUAAAAAACGAACGAGAAAGCUAGACCAAUCGCUGCAAAUGAGGUUUUGCGCUGAUCAGUUUUUCAUCGGCAAUCAUUGCACCAAACUGGCAUCCGGAAAGUCAAUAAUUAUCUCGCAGAAUUCCAAGAAUCGGAUAUGCCUUCGCUUUUUCAUGGCAGCGGAUCCUUUGGUGGGCUACACUGGACGAGAUUUUGGAAUCGCUUUCAAUCAGAUAGACCACAUUUCGCUGAAAGAUGAGCAACAAGAGAAUCCCGCUGUACUCAUUUGCACUUUGAACCUCUCAAGCUACACAAAAAUGUGUAAGCUCCAAACCGGCUUGAAGGAUGUCGUCGAGAAACCAUUUCUGUAUAACAAAUCUCUUGCACGGAAUUUGACAUUCAUACUUAAACCGUGGAACGAUGACCCUGACACGUUUGUGAAGAUCUCAUACAAUGAUGAACACCGAGAGUAUGUGCACAGCUAUGAUUACGAUGUGGCCAAGUCCUUAAUGUUCAAAGAGGUCCAAGCCGUUUGGGAACAAUCACUCAAAGAGCAGCUACAACGUCGUCACCAAACCGGUCGAGUUUAUUUGACAAGUCAACUCAGUGAAAUGACUCCUCGAGAAUGGGUUCAGUUUCUUGCUGAUCAGAAGCUAUCUAAAAUUGUGUGUCACAACGGUUCUAUUCAAUAUGCGAGAGUAGAAGACAAUCCACAUGGACGAAAACAUACAGCAGUUGCCACAAACGGCUUCGACCACCGAGGAACCAGAGUAUUGAAUUCAUUUGGCAAAGCACAUGCAUCUCUUGCUACUCAAGAAAAAUCAUAUGCAAAGAAGAGGAAACUCACGGAACAAUCUCUCAAGCUUAUUUAUCGAAAUGAUCGGAGUGUUUGGCUAGAAGGAAGUUGUGCGAAGAACUUGAAGAUGCCAAAGAUCAAUUCGGAGCCAAAUAUGGGAGAAUUCAUGGGAUGGCCAGAUAUGGAUAACGCAAUGACCCACCCGACGUCAAAUUUCGAGAAUGAAGAUGUGAUGAAAAGUACAAAGCAACCGAACGAUUUCGUCAGUUUUGAACAACUGCAAGCUCCUCCACCAGUUCUCCAACGACAAAAUGGAGCUAUUUAUUCUACUCAAUCCGUCGCUUUUACACACAUUUCCGGAAAUGAUGGUGUUGAGGAUCUCACUGAAAAAAUAAGUCAUUUGGGAGAAGAAGCGUACAACAUUGAUAUGGCAAAUGCUCUUCAUGCCUUCAGUGACAACUGGCAUUAUGAAAUUCAUCCUAACACUGUGCACAACGCCUCUUUCGAACAAUUGCACAUCGGAGAUGGGAAUUCGAGCAUCGGAACCAUCGGAUUCAACCCAUUAGAGCCCUAUCCUCAAAGUUCAUUCCCACAAAGCAAUAAUUGGCAACAGGCUCAUGGUGACUUCACGUUUCCCCAAGUGUCGUUUCCAAAUACACAACAGGGCUCAUGUUUGCCGAGUACUCCGACUGCAGCGCUGCCUCCAACUCGACCAGUUGUUGAGAAAAUACCUCCAGAUACGCAACUUUUCACGUUCCCACCUUCUGGCUCUUGCACAACGGGAAUGGAUCCUGUAGUGUUGCUCGUCAAGGAUAUCAAAACACUGGAUCGCAAAGAAUUCCUGAAUGACAGCGUCAUGGCAUUUAUGCUGAAUUAUAUUGCAUUUAUGCUUUCGUCCGAGCUAAUGAAAUCCGUGCAUAUGUGCAACACGUUCUUAUUCGUCAAUCUGACUCGCCUACUUCCACCAUUGUGCUUCUCCAAAAGACGACCAAUCGAACCAGAACACAUAAAAAUCGUGAAAGACAAUUGCCCUCGAGUUCUCCGUUGGACACGAAAAUUCGAUGUUCUUGCCAAAGAUUAUAUUAUCAUUCCGAUCAACGAAGAUCUUCACUGGCUCGUCAUCGCUGUUAUCAAUCCAUCGGGUGCAAUUGUCGAUAUGUCGAAUGAGGAAGCUUCCAGAGCUGCUCCGAAGUGUUAUAUUGUAUUCUUCGAUCCGUUGAGUGGUCUCGAUCCAAGCAAGAAGAAUCAUAUGUGUCACUGCAUCAAGAUUUAUUUGGCUCAAUUGUAUGAAAACACUAAGGCUCCUGGAAUGAAAUUUGCGUCGAAGAAUCCAACGAUUUACGAUGAGGAGAGAGUUGUCGUGACUCGUGCUGAAAACACUCCAAUCCAAGACAACUUUUAUGAUUGUGGACUUUAUGUAUUGCAUUUCAUUGAAGGGCUCUUCUGUUAUCCGAACCGUCCGGUCAAUGUGAACGAUUUUCCAAACUUUGACUGGUCAAAGUUCUUCCCGGAGGCCAAUAAAAUGUGUGACUUGAUGCGAGACAAAGUUUACAAUUUGAUUCUUCAACAAGCGGAUAAACCUGCGAGAAGCCGUCUCGCCAAGUUCGAAAGGGAGAACAAAUGUGGAUUGUCGCGUGAAGGAGCUCUUAGGAAAGCACGUCGUCAUAGUGCAGUGAAUGAACGUCGUACGAAACGGCACAGAGACUAUUAUGCACGUCACUAUUCCUUGAGCCCGCCACACCGAAAUGUGAUGAACGAUGAUCCGACGUUCAUGAAUCCACGUGGAUUGGCGGAAAUGCCAAUAACUCGACUUGUUCGUCGCCUCAGAAUUCCGGAGGAUAACUUCCCAAUCGCUUACUAGGCAUUUUGAUCAAAAAUUUGUCUCCCCUCUCAAAAAUUGCCGGUAUUUUCUUCUCUUAGUUAAUUUAUUUUUUAAAGAUUUUAUUAUCCUCCCAUUUUUACGCUCUCUCCUUAUUUCUGCGUUCUCCGUCAUAAAGUGACAAUUGUUAUUUUUUCUUUAUAACUUGAUCACUCAAUUUAAUAUUUUCAGUUGAUCUCCACUCUUUUUUCCUCCUUUUAUUAAAAUUUCAAUAUUCUGUUCCAUCAAUUUUCCUUUUGUACACCCAUUUCACAUCUCCGCAACGGUUUCUAAAUUUUCUAUUUGACUUCAGAUUGUUUUCUUACCGUGUAUGCGUUUUUCCGUCGAUAAAUUCGCGUUUUU